Molecule: messenger RNA, 1270 nt
Organism: Arachis duranensis
Lineage: Eukaryota; Viridiplantae; Streptophyta; Magnoliopsida; Fabales; Fabaceae
Product: protein TIFY 4B
Biological process (GO): regulation of defense response; regulation of jasmonic acid mediated signaling pathway; response to wounding
Cellular component (GO): nucleus
Source: RefSeq, a predicted model, not a curated record
GGAUGCGCAGGCCUUCGUGGAACAAAUCGCAGGCAAUUCAGCAGGUCAUUUCCCUGAAGGCGCUGCUCGAGCCCUCCAACGACGACGCCCCCGCCGUCGUUCCCACCCUCCAUUCUACCUCUCCACCUCGGCCUCCGCCUCAGCCUCAAGGGGAUUUGAACGAUGCUCCGCCCGCUGAAGAUCCGGCUCUUCAUGCUGCCGAUGACAUUCAGAAAUCUGCGUCGUCUCCCGAAAAACCCACUGAAACCAAUGACACCAACGUUGUCAGCCCCAGAGCAUGUGCAACUAGCGGAGUUGGGCAAAUGACGAUAUUCUACUGUGGUAAGGUGAAUGUCUAUGAUGGAGUCUCACCUGAUAAGGCACAGGCUAUCAUGCAACUUGCAGCAAGUCCAGUCCAAUUUGCUCAGGAGGAUCCUGUAAACAGAAAUACAACAGUCUGGGUUUCUCCUUGUCACAUACCAUUGGAUAAGGAUGUCCCAGUUCCUGUUGAUACAACAAUGGUGCAGGUUGCUCAAGCAGAUAAGAUGAUGGAAUAUCCUCUGCAUUACAGGGAGAAGGGAAUCAUAGCUCGUGAUGCUGAUCUAGAUGGUCAGGCAAGCAGACAAGUUUCAUUGCAACGAUAUCGUGAAAAGCGAAAAGACAGGGGAAGAUUGAAGGGCAAGAAAUUGCCUGGGGUAACGUCAUCUAACUUGGAGAUGUAUUUGCUUCCACCGAAAAUCCAGACCUCAAAUGGCAAUUCAAGCCGAAGUAGCACAUGCUCCCCACCACAGCCUAGACCGCCUCUUGCUUUCAGUGGCUCGGCUGACAACCCGCUAAAAGUUGGCCUUCCCAUUGAUCUCAAUGACAAAGAUGUUCAAGAAUGCUAAAACUCAAGGAGACUAGAUAGAUUGUGCAGAGUUGUGAUUCAGAUGAUCACAUCAUUAUAUAACUGAAGAGAAGAGACCAUAGCCUGUAGGAGCCUGAGCACGAACCCUGUUGUGCAAGAAUUGGGCUGCCCAUAGAGUGGUCAAUUUUAGUUUCUUUAACUGCUAGACACUGUACCCAAAAAAAAGAAAAAAAAUGCUAGACGAUCAAUGUUUUUUGUUUAGGAUAGACGUGUCCCUCUUACCUGAUCAAUUUUGUAAUUUUCAGCCAUCUAAUUUCGCCCUUCCAGAAUUUCGUAUUUGAUGUUUUCUGAUUUAAAAUGUAGAGCCAGGAGCAGCCAUUUUCCCCGGAACAUAUGAUGUGUAAAUUUGUGCUGCCUUGUUAAUUGUUAAUAGCUUUUGUGCCA